AUGGACCACAAGAUCUCAGACAAGACUGAACCCGCUGUCUCGGUAGUCGAGUUGGAGGUGGGGUUUCCGAAGAUUUCUCGGCGAAGACGAUACUGGACAAAUAGCAUUUCACUCUUACGGAGAUCAUUUGAUCGCAAUGACCUGGGGGAAUCACCCUGGCCAAAGAUCUGUCGACACUUUAUAUAUGUUUUCACCGUAGCAGUGGUUCUCGGUGCAGUUGCCAUCAUCGUAUACCAUUCCAUUCUCCUCGAUCUUGUUCGAGUUUUGUCGCCUCCAAAAUUACCAGAUACCGGCCUCUCCAAGAUUGUCUCUGAGUGGGUUGAGCCUGGGACAAUACCCACUUCUCCAUCAUGGCUGCCGAACUUCAGUCGAGACAUUCUGCCAAGAGCUAUACACUCGCAUAACGAUUAUUGGCGAGCCGUUCCCUUGUUCCAAGCUCUGUCUUUGGGCGUGACUGGUGUUGAAGCAGACUGCCAUCUCGUCAAUGGAGAGCUGUUCGUAGGACAUACUGCGAGAUCACUUCGUCCCAACAGAACAUUUCGCACAUUAUACCUCGAUCCGUUAACCACGAUCCUCGAGAAUCAGAAUCCAAACAAUAAUUUUACAAACGGAACAAUCAAUGGAGUAUGGGAUACAAAACCAACAGCAAGCAUCGUUCUCAUGACAGACUUAAAGACGGAAGGCUACUCAACACUCGAAGCAGUGCAGCAACAACUUCAACCAUUCCGCGAGAAAGGAUGGCUCACAUACUGGAACGGGACUGCCGUCGUCCCUGGACCAAUUAUUCAUGUUGGAACUGGAAACACUCCUUUUGAUGCAGUCCUCAAUUCAACCUUCUCAAACACCACUUACCGAGACGUCUUCUUCGAUGCCCCUCUCGAUGCUCUUACUCCGUCAUACAACGCAUCCAAUUCUUACUAUGCCAGUACUUCGAUGUCUCACCUCUUCUGGGGCAUCCCAAGUAGUGGUUUGUCGCAAGCCAGAUUAGAUGUCGUGAAAGGACAAAUCGAGAUGGCCAAGAGUUUGGGACUGGUGAGCAGGUACUGGAAUACCCCAUCUUGGCCAGCAACGAGGAGGAUGAAUGUAUGGAAGCAGUUGGUCGACUUGGACGUAGGGAUGUUGAAUGCGGAUGAGAUCCUGGAGGCAUCGAGGUGGAAUUGGAAGUGGUGUAGUGUUUUAGGGUUGCAUUUGUGUUGA
Mollisia scopiformis is the source of this 1197-nucleotide messenger RNA. RefSeq lists its product as uncharacterized. Gene Ontology annotation, biological process: lipid metabolic process. Bases 1 to 1197 code for a protein of 398 amino acids. Lineage: Eukaryota; Fungi; Ascomycota; Leotiomycetes; Helotiales; Mollisiaceae. Gene Ontology annotation, molecular function: phosphoric diester hydrolase activity. The transcript has 2 exons. The record is from RefSeq and is a predicted model, not a curated record.